UUCCAAGGUUAAAAGUUUGAAGCACUAUAGUUUCAGUGCGGAAAGCACCCCGCCGGACGAGUUGCGCGAUCGGAGAAGCAAAGAUGCUUCACACCUUUCUUCAUCCGGGUCUCUUACACAUUCUUUUCGUGUUGACGACCGUUUGUGUCGCGAAGAACAUUCCGGUGUUUGCUGGCCCAUACAUAACUUACGUUGAGAGGAUUACGCCCUGCGACAAGGGGUCCACGGAUGGACGGUGGGCCAUCUUCAUGCGCGCCUCUCGCUUCAACCGCUACAACCCUACUGAGAAGCAGAAAAUUACCGGAAACCUGACACUACUUCAGACCUUUGACGACACCGCUUGGUGUAGGGUCCAGGGAGGGGCAAUUGGCCUUUUGACCCUCCUCCGCGCUCGGAAAUGAAAAGCAUCAAGAGGACGUUCUUGUAAAGAUCUUACUUUCUUCAAACGGCACCCUGAUCCUGUUGUAAAAAUUGGUUGAACAUUGUGAGGGAGGUUUGGGCAAUUCGUAACAAACACCCACAUUCACACAAUGAGGGCUUUUGAAGGAACUGCUCACAUGAGGAUGGAUAUACGAGCUAACAAUGAGUGGAAAAACGGUGCUUUUGUGCUCAAGUUCCCGAAGAUAGGGUGCAGCAUGUUCAGAGCCAACGUACCGUCCCUCUUCAAAGCUGUUUACAAAGGCGUCAGCAUGACAGGUGCCUGCUCGGCACCUCCGGGGGUGUACGUUUUCGAUGAUCCGGUGGAUUGGGCCUUUCCCAACAUUCACGUGUUCCCGUACGGCCACUACUAUCUAACCUUAAACACCGGACAAAGAGACUCCAAAAAUGCCAGCCUCUGCUCCCACGUGGAGCUCCGAUUCAUUCCAAAGUCCGUCGUGUAAGCAUCGUAUCGUUCGUUUCACACUCGGCUCAACCAGGGUCUUCAAGCUUAGAGAGUGUCCUCUGGAUGCAACGGCGAAGAGAAGGGGAAACAAUUUCAAACAAAUAAAACUAGUGGAAAGAAAAAUUACUUUGUAAAUUGCUUUACUUGUCCACUGUAAUAUCCCUGUUUUUCGUGUUUUUGGGUGUGUGUAUUUUAAUGGACAGAAUAAUCUGUUACUUUGUAAAUGCUCAGCUCUAUGGUGCAGCAUCUCUAGGCAUGCCAAGAGUCAAUAAAAUCUCGUUAUAAUUUCAAAUCAAAAUUAUUUCACUUAUUUCAAAUUUAUUUCGAUUCAUAUCAUAUUUAUAUUUCAACUUAUUUUAUCGGUUUGAGAAUUAAAAGCUGCACCCACGAACUAACAAAUUCUACUAACGAUGGU
This is a messenger RNA of Thrips palmi, 1298 nucleotides long. RefSeq lists its product as uncharacterized. The record is from RefSeq and is a predicted model, not a curated record. The coding region runs from base 531 to 881 and encodes 116 amino acids. The transcript is spliced from 5 exons. NCBI's taxonomy places the organism in Eukaryota, Metazoa, Arthropoda, Insecta, Thysanoptera, Thripidae.